CCAGUGACAGAGGGCGUGUUUUACUAAUUCUGUGAGAUAAAGAGAUUAGAUAGAGUGUUAGAGAGUGAUAGCAGGACGAGGAGCCCUCUCUGGCAUCAUCAUCCAUUCUUUUCAUUGAAAAAUGGCGUUUGCGGAAAUAUUUCAGAGAUGUCUCACAAAUACAGAUAACUGGACUUAAAUCCCUCCUGUAUCGGACCAUGUGACCACAAUACAAGAACAGGACUUGUUGUCGUUUUGCUGCUACGGCCAACAUCUUGCCUGUGUAAAAAUACCCCAGGACUAAGCCUCUUAUGAGGUUCUCUAAAAAACAUCUCUCCCCUUCCCCCAUCCCCUUUCCUGUCCCUAACUGAUCAAAAUCCCUGAACCAUCUCCUUCCUUCAACUUUGACCUCUCUCCCCAUCCCUGGGUGCUUCAGGGGACAAGAGUAGUUUUUUUGUGAUCUUUCCCCCCCUCUCCUUCCUAAACAAGAUGGCUGUCCUCAAGGUCACAUUCACCAAGACCAAGCGUGACAAGCUGGCACAGGUGCUCUGGGUGCUGAACUGGGUGUCGGUGAUCACAGGUGUCACCCUGUUCAGCCUGGGACUCUUCCUGAAGGUGGAGAUCCUCAAACGGCAGGAGGUGAUGUCCGACGACAUCCACCCCGUCCCCAACAUGCUGAUAGGCGUGGGCCUGGCCGCGUGCGGCAUCAACUUCCUGGGCGGCAAAAUCUGCUACGACUGCGUGGACACGACCAAGUUCCUGCGCUGGAAGCUCAUCAUGCUCCCCUACAUCAUCUGCACGUUCUUCUUCACGUUCUGCAUCCUGGUAGGGGCGCUCAUGUGUUGCUUCAUGCAUCAUGAGUUGGAGAGAUCCCUCUACCUGGGGUUGCAUAACGCUAUGCGCUACUACAAGGACACGGACAUACCCGGGAGGUGCUACCUGAAGCGCACCGUUGACAUGCUGCAGCUCCAGUUUCAGUGCUGCGGAAAUGGGGGCUACCGUGACUGGUUCAAUGUACAGUGGAUCAGCAACCGCUACCUGGACAUGAGCAAGAGUGAGGUGGUUGACCGCCUGAGGAACAACAUCCAGGGGAAGUACCUGAUGGACAGCGUCCCCUUCAGCUGCUGUAACACGUUCUCGCCGCGGCCCUGCAUCCAACACCACGUCACCAACAACUCGGCCCACCACAACUACGACUACCAGACGGAGGAACUCAACCUGUGGCAGAGGGGCUGCCGUCAGGCCCUGCUGGAGUACUACACCAACAUUAUGCAGUCCAUCGCCAUCAUCGUCAUCACCAUCUGGCUCUUCGAGCUUUUUGUUCUCACGGGGGUCCGCUACCUCCAGACGGCAAUGGAGAACGUUGUGCAGCUUGGGGACCCCGACUCUGAAUCUGACGGUUGGAUCCUGGAAAACAGUCUGUCAGAAACAGCUCGCUAUAACUUCAACAUAAUCAAGAAUCUAGGCAAAUGCUGCCACGUUGGGGACGACCCAAAUAUUGACGUGCCCAGCACUGACCCUGGACAGAAUAUUCAGGAGACAGGGCCCUCAAGGCAGAUACCCCUCCCAAAAUGAGCCAUUUGGGUAAAAGAUUAAAGUAUGUGGACCUGUCAUUUGGCAGUAAGACCAUGGAGAAAAAUGGAGUCGUCACUGCAACCAUCAUGAACAUUUCCUUUUCAUUUCUGCAGCUAACGCAGGGAGGAGUCACAGCAUUGAAGAAUUGCAGCUGCCUUUUAUAUUACAUUACAUUGGUGUCUACUUUAUCUUGACAAGGGAGAGAGAAAGAGUUGUAUGGUCUGUUAGAAGCGAAAGCAUUUCAUAUUCUGUACAUUCGACUCAAUCACUUGCCUGAACUUUAUCGUUUUGCCUGUAAUUGAAUUGAUCACAAACAAGUGCGUCUAAAAGGAACACUUG
Molecule: messenger RNA, 1893 nt
Organism: Alosa sapidissima (American shad)
Lineage: Eukaryota; Metazoa; Chordata; Actinopteri; Clupeiformes; Clupeidae
Gene: prph2lb
Product: peripherin 2-like b
Exons: 4
Coding region: 469-1554 (361 amino acids)
Biological process (GO): visual perception
Cellular component (GO): membrane
Source: RefSeq, a predicted model, not a curated record